GAGAAUGGAAGCAUUGAGGAAAGAUACGACAGAAGAAUUAAAUUUUUCUAUGCUCAUAGCAAUGAAGGGUCUUCCAAGCACAAGAAAAAGUGAAAUAGCCACCAAAUUAGCUGAAUUCUUAAAAUAUCCUCUAAUCGAUGAAGAUGAUAUAGUUUCAAAUCUUAAUACUUCUCCUUCAAAUUUCUAUACCAAUUUUAGUUCAUCUAUCAACGAAAUACCUUUUAAAAUUCUUACUCAAAUUACUUCAACACAACUGCGAUUAAAACUUCACGUGAUUAUCAACACUUCACUCUCUCAACAAAUUCAUUUCGAUCAAUUAUCUCAUCUAGCAACUUCUAACGGAGCUUGUUUGAUCAUCAUUGAUUGCGGAACACAAAUUGAUCAGGCGGGCGAAUACUACAAUAUCAAACAUGUCCCAAAGAUCAACAUCGACCAUACAAAGUUGUUCGAGGUAGAAAAUGUUGUGCCGAUUAUAUUGGAUGUUGCACAAUCGUAUAAAUCAAAUUUCCAACUCCUCAAAGGUAAACAGUCAAUAGAAGCUUUUGAUCAUAGCAAGAAAAAAAUUAUUCCUCAAAGACUUCGGACACAAGCACAUACACAUGAAUUUUCUUUCAUUGAAGAACAUAAUGCAGGUUCUAUUAAAUUCAAUUGCAAUUACUGCAAUGAAUCCAUUUCUAGUCCAACAUAUAAAUGUGUUGAGUGCUGUGAGUUCAUCCUUCAUAAAUCAUGUGCAGAACUAUCAGACAAGUUAGAGACUCUUCAAAUGAAUUGUCCAAAUUACUUGACAAAAAAUCCACCCGAAUAUAACUUUCCAAAAACACAUAAAUGCAACCUUUGUGAACAAUUUUCUUCUAAUUGUAAUGAUUGUCUUUUUCAAACCUUUAUCAAAUCCGGACUCUUACCGACCAUUCUUGAAUAUGAAAAGCAUAUACACAAAUUUAAUUUUGUUAUCAUGCCUCUUUGGUUCAAUUAUGAUUAUAAAUGUUUCGCAUGUAACAAGUUCGGAAAAUUUGUCGGCUACAAAUGUUAUGAGUGUAAUCUUGAUCUUCAUAUCAGUUGUGCAAUGAGGCUAGAUGAAGCUAGAAAUGAAAGAAAGAUAAAAGGACCAGAAAAUCUAGUGAAGAUUGGACGAGAGGGAUUUGAUCUCAUAGAUAAGUUGUAUGAGGAUGGUCGAAGAAAACAAGUCCAUACAGUAGCUCCUGAAGAUCGUUAUCCAAUAGUUAACCCAUAUCAGAGUAAACUUUAUAGAUAUGACCAAAGGAAACUUCAUGGAUAUGGCCAAAGUUUGGCACCAAUAGAUACAGAAAAUAGAAAUAGGGAUAAAAGGAAAACAAUUAAAACCAAUGACCCUAGUAUUUACAUUGAUGCGCCCCAAAUAGGUUGGCUACCGAGUGAUGCGGACACGGAUAAUGAAGUAUUAUAGGAUGGGAAAAGUAACCCCCCACGGGUUUAUUUAUAUGGACUAGUUUCGCAUUACUUGCUACGCACAUGGCUCGUAAUGUGACUCGUCAAUUUAUUUAUAUAUUAAAUUUAUUAUAAUUA
This is a messenger RNA of Mercurialis annua (annual mercury), 1542 nucleotides long. RefSeq lists its product as uncharacterized. Bases 5 to 1423 code for a protein of 472 amino acids. Lineage: Eukaryota; Viridiplantae; Streptophyta; Magnoliopsida; Malpighiales; Euphorbiaceae. The transcript has a single exon. The record is from RefSeq and is a predicted model, not a curated record.